Messenger RNA from Cinara cedri, 6381 nucleotides. Lineage: Eukaryota; Metazoa; Arthropoda; Insecta; Hemiptera; Aphididae. The record is from the annotation of a GenBank genome assembly.
GAAACUGUCAUCAGUGUAAAAAAUAACUUUUACUAUUAUUAUUGUCAAUAAAAUUUAAAUGUUUAUAGAAAAUUAAAUAUGGACAAAGUUAUUUUUAUAUGUAUUUUCGUAGUUAUCUGUCAAACAGUAUUAGUAAGUUAAAUACAUAUUUUGUACUUAUGUAAUACAUUUUUAUUCAUUUAAGGCAAUAAUUUUCAAAUUUUUUAAACUCUCAGGUCACAUUCAAAAAUUAAAUAUGAGUGCAACCCAAAACAAUGUUUUUAAUUAUUAGGCAGGUGUGUUAAAGUUGUAUAUUGUAUAAGUGUGAAAAUUACAACUGUCUAUCUGGUAAAAUGCUUACGCGGACGUGAUACCGGCUUGUAUUGUCUCUGUUUUACAAGCUUACAAAAUAACAAAUUUGUGUUCAGUAUAGGGAUAAUAUUGUGCUAUUAAGUAGUCUUAAUAUUUAAAAUGAAUUGACACAUUGUUGAACAAUUACAGGUAUGAUUAUGUGAAAUAUCUAAAUUUAAUAAUUAUGUUUAUAUAUUGCUUUAAAAUUAAUAGCACAGAAUUAUCUCUGUUGGCAUUGAAUUUAAUAUAUCUUAAGUUUGUAAGACGGUGACAGUACAUGCAAGUAGGUAUAACAAUAUCAUUUAAUGACUAGGUAAUAUGAUUUUUGUUGAAUAUUGUUGAUUAUUUUUUUCAAAUUUUCAUAACAAAAUUAUUUGGGUUAGCUUAAAGCAUAUGAUAAAGAUGGUCAUAUUAAAUAUAUUAACUGAAAAUGACUAAGGAAGUUAAGCAAAAAAAUGUUAAGUCAACUCCCUAACAGCAUAGGCUAUCCCGGGAAUCAAUAAAAUUGCUUUAGUUUAAUUAAUAUAUAGGUAGGUAGGUACUCUGAAUGGUUACAUGUUUGAGCACUAGGUAUAGUCUAUAUUUUAUAUAUGUCUAUGUAUAUGCAUAGGCGGUACUACAGAGGGGGUGGACAGAGUAUGCAAUUGCCUCUCCUGCGAAUUCAUUGUUGCUCCCCUAUAUAUUAAGAUAUUUACAUUUCAUACAUAUGUGUCAAAGGUCUGGUUCGGAAUUUUAAUCUAUUUAAAUCGAAAUAACUUAUCGGUAAAUAUCAUGAUUUAAGGUAUUACAGGUUACUUAACAGAGCAUAAUUUUCGAUGCCCUUUGUGCUUUUAGAUUCUAAGCGCAGUGGGAAAUGUAUUGGUUUUACAGAUUUUCAAGUGUAGUACUUUUUCUGGAAGGAAAUAUUAUCUGGGUGAUACUAUAAAGAGGUCAAUUAUUGAUUUUCCCAGCGGUUUUUAUAAUAAUUGGGUAAAUCAGGAAACCUAUGAUCCAGUAUACAGUAUAUAGGUAGGUACUUAAUAGGUUUUAUUAGGAGUGGGUCGAUAUUUGAUAAUGGCCGAUAUCAGUGAUAUCGGUUUUUCAAAAAAUCCGAUAUUUUAGAAGAAAAAUUUCUAUUAUGUAUUUGGAUUAUAAAAAAAUCAUUAAUCAUGUUUUCAACCAAAUAUCUUUUACCUUAACUUUAAUAAUAACCACAUACGCGUCGUUGUAAAUAAUAUAAUAUAGCUGUGAAAUAGGAUCCAGGUAGGUACUAUGAUAAUAAAUAAAAUGACUUAUUACAGACAAUUUCCAGUUAUUUAUUUUUAAACUAGAAAUAUGCCGAUCGUGUAAUGGUGAUCGUCCCAUACCUUUCCAGGAGGGUCUAUAUGCUGUUAAGGUUAUUUGAAUACAUUUUAAAGAAUAUCCUACUACUGUAAAUCUAUUAUUUAACAUGUGAAGCUUAACAAGCUUAACAUGAACACUUUCAAUAUAUCUAAUCAAUAGUUAUAUAGAAUGUGUACAUUUUAAGAAGAUGCUUAAUAAUCUACAAAUUGCAUAAACUAUUGAACUAAAUUUUGUAAUUUUAGAGAGGUCUGUACGAAAUAUAUAAGCGGACCACUAAUCUAUCUAACUAAAUUAAAUAAAUAUACUACCUGUAUCAUAAUGGGUGCAAAGGGUCAAAUUAAUAUAUCUAUUCAAUUCUGAUAUAAAAUAAUAUAUAAAUUGUAGACUGUUGGGCAUGAAAGGCCAUGGAUUUUCCGUCAAAAGCGUAUGGCAAAUGAUGAAGAUUGUCACAGUCUCAUGCCAGGCCCAGGAAAGGUAUAUUAAUACUGUAAAUUAAUUUUAAUAUAAAAUUUAAUUGUCUAUAUUGUAAGUAAUAUAAAUAGUUUAACAAUGGAUACAGUACCUGCUACUAUUUUGUGGUACCUACUACGGGAGUUUAUAAUUUGCACCGAAAUAAGGGUAUGCAGUUUGCACCACCGUAGAUAAUUAAAAAUUGUUUUUGUAAUUUGCAUCAAAAUGAGUAUCUAUGUAUUUGAUUGACCCAUAGUGGUAUAAAAGAAAGUGUUAGCUAGUCUAUAUUACUAUUUUUAAAAAUCUAAAAAUUAUUGUUUUCUUUAAGAUAAGUUUAUCUCUAAAAUAUUCUGUUUCUAAAGAAUGAAUUUAUCAGUAUACACUCGUUUUAUAACGCAUUAUUAUUACAUUAUUUGAUUGAUAUUUUCAAACUUUUAUACAUUUGUAUAGUAUUUCAUUUUCAUUUUUGCCUAAAAUGCCAUUAUAAUAAUAUUAUAUAAUAUAUCUGUCAUAUAUCAUUGUUAUAAGGUAGCUUUUAAGUCAAUACUGACUAACCGUAGAACGGUGAAAAUAGGUAGAUAUGUGAAAUAACCUCUCAAAACCGAAACGGAAUAUUCUGUCUUUAUAGGCUUCUCAAUAUAUUAUACUCUACUAUCGAAACUUGUACAUAGAUACUAUCGAAAGAAUAAUCGAUUUGAAUUUUGGUGCAAAUUACAAGCGCAGUUCAAAAAUGUUUGGGCAAAUUACACAUGUUUUAUAUAUUUAGCGUCAAUUUUAGUGCAAAUUGACAACACCUCCUACUACCAGGUCCGAUGAGUGGAGGAGGGAGGUCGAGGGUGAAUCACCCUGAGCCAGGGAUUUUCAUUAGGACUCGGUAUGUGAACCGAAAAAGCACAACAAAAUAAGUACCGAUCUAGGUGUUUACAGAAUUUUGAAAAAUCCUGGCCUCUGUAAAACUUUAAUGCAAAAUAAUUUUAUUAUUUGGAUUUUUGAAUAAAAAAAAGACUGAGACUUGUUAUCUUACAGUACGUACAUAAGAGAUACGCUGGAUGAUUCGAAUAAAUAAUAAUAUACAGUAGGUACCUAUAGGUUAUAUUUAUAACACGUGUGACAACUAGUGUCCGUUGUACAUAAUGAGUUUAACAUAAUUAAUUUAAUAAUUACUAAAAAUAAUUAUUUUUAAAUAGGUAUGUUGUACCUACAUUCGAUAAUCGACAUAAUGCAUUUUAUAUUUUGUCGUGAGGCGUAAAUAGGUAAAUAAAAAUAUAAUUUUGUUUUAAUUUUUAAUUGGGACAUAUCGAACAAGCGUGUAUGAGACAAAUUUGGGCUUGUGUGUCACUAUACUCCUGGCCCCUAAUUUUCUCUCAUCGAUCCUGCCUACUACAUAGUCAUAUUUACCUAAUACAUAAUAUCUUAUUAAAUUACCUAUAUUAUUAAUUAUAAUCUUAGUACUAUAAUUUAUUUAUAACCAAAAAAAACAUUAUAAUAAUUUUUCAUGAAUAAAAGUUACCCAUCCCCUGUAAGCUAAUGUUAGUUGUAAUUUGUAAAUAAUUAGCAACUAAUUUACUAAAUGGCUAAAUAGUAAAUACAUUUACCUAUAGUAUAUUUAAAUUACUCUCCUACCUAGUUUAAAUAAAUAUUUCAUUAUUUUACAAAAAAAGAAUAGAAUUUUAAUCAUGUCUAUGAGUAAUUCUGACAUAUCUCUGAUUAAUUUCUAUCUAUUUAAUAAUAAUCAAAUAAAAAGAAAAUUUAAUAGAAUGUAGUUAUCAACAUGUAGACAUUAUUUCUGAAAUAUUCUAAUAAUUUUCUUACAGGCAACAACUUAGUAAAGAUGGGUAGGUCUUUAAAUUUAAUAGUUACUACCUAACUACAAUUAAUCAUAUAACAGUAACAGAUUUUUACUAUCUUUAUAGAAAUUACCUUCAUGUUGUCAAAUGCCAAAUAUAUUACCCGGUUUGGACAAUGCAUGGGAAAAAUGUUUUGAAAAAUUCAAGCAAAUUAAGGAUAAACCUGAAACAGAAGAAUACAAGGAAAUGGUACACGGAAAAGGUACACUAUUAUAAUAAAGUGUAAUACUACCCAUUUAUGGAGUUAUUUUGAUUUAAUGUUAAAUUGAACCUCCAAUAUGUAUAGGCACUUAAAACACUUGCAACAAUUAAGGGUGAUUUAUUUUGCUUUUUGCACUGUAAUAAUUUUAUUUCCAUAAUGACAGAUCGUCUCUAAUACAAUUGAUGUACAAAUUAUUAUAUAAUUUAGUUCUAUUAGACAAGGUCAAUAGUUUAAACUAAGUGUUACAUUUACUUUUAGUUUACUGAAAAUAUAAUGGCCAUUAAUACAUUUUCCAACCAUUAUCAUUAAUGCAUUGUUCAAUAAAGUUAAUUCCUUAUCAUAUAUUUUUAGAUCCACCAUGUCUUUUUCAAUGUAUUUUUAUGCAAUCCGGAUUGGCUGUAAGUAAACAAUUUAAAAUACCUCAUUAAAAACAUUUGAUAUAGGUACAUAUUAUUCUAGACUAACGAUGGAAAACUUAAUGAAGAAAUGAUAACAAAAAAGAUGAGUGAAGGAAUGAACAAUGACCACAAGUGGAAAUCUUUAUGGGAGCCAGCACUCAAUAAAUGUUUUGAUGAAGGUAAAAUUGAAUAUUGUAUUAAUUAUUUUUGAAUUAAUUUUUAAUUUUUUGUUUAGUCAAAGAUGAAAAUAUAAAAAUCAUGCCAAUGAUGAAUACCCCAGCAGGAAGAUUAAUGAAAUGUUUCUUGAGAGAUUUGUUUAUGGUAAAAAGCAUUACAUUUUUCAAAUAUCUAUAUAUACUAUUAGGUAGUAUAUUUUUUUAGAAUGUUCAUAUAUACACAGAGUGAUUCAAAAUUUAUAAUACAGCCAUUUUUAUCUAGUAAAUAUUCAAUAACAAGAAAAAUAUACAAUACAAAUUAUUUUAGAUAUUUAUAAAUUGAAAAUUUUUUUGCUUAGUAUAGAUAAUUCAGGACCAGACCAUUAUGCCCAUACAAGGUCAUGCCUACAUUAACCAGUGGAAAAAUUAAGCAGAAUCUAGUGUAUAUAAUUUUUUUUAAAUUAGAAUAUGAAAUCCAUAUUUUAUUAUCAAUGUUUCAUAUUUAAAUAUUUUAUCUUUCUCUAAAGACUGAUAUAAAUAUUAAGUGUGGUUCAUUUAUUAAUUAAAAUCUUGAUGCGGGGUAACUUCCUUUAAUAAACUUCAAAUUGUAAUAAAGUAGAGUAAAUAGAGUAUUGUAAUAAAAAUGUGCACGAUCUUAUGUAAUAAAAUGUUUGUUAAAAAAAAUACAUUCUGAUAUGUGUUGUUUAAGUCAGGAACUUAAAAAUGUAAUACCUAAAUAUUAACAUAAUUUAUACACGAGAAAAUAUAUUUUCUAUUAAGUAUUAAUAAGAUAGAUAUUAAUUAUGUUAUUUUUAUAUUUCAGAAUUGUCCUAAAGAUAUAUGGGUUGAAAGUAAGUAAAACUAAAUAAGUUAUUAAUAGUAUAAUUAAUAUUAUUCUAAAUGUUAAUAGAUUCAGAAUGUUCUAACACAAGGAAUAUUGUUAAAAAAUGUUCAGAAAUGCCACCUCCGGUUUUCAAAGCACCACCAAAAUUGAUUUAAUUUUAAAAUUACUAUUCACACGUGAUAUUAUUAUGUCAACCAAUUAUUUUUUGAAUGUUUGUAUCAAAAUAGAUAAAUUGUAUUAACAUUGAACAAUAAAUAACACUUCAAAUUUAAUAAAAAAAAAAAAACCAGGUUUUUAUUUUCUUAUUUUUCACUCUAUUGAUAUACAUCAGUUACAGAAAUUGAAAAAUAAUCUUAAUGUAUGAAUGAAUUUCUAUGGAACAAAUACGACAUUCUGAAGAUGUUUAAUAAUAAAUUAGAACGCUUUGAAUACACUUAAGUUAGGUGCAAAAAUUUAAUAUAAUCAAGUUAAAUAUUUUGAAAAUAAAUACAAAAUAAACCAUAUUAAAGAUUUUGUAGUAUUGUUCAGACUCAUAGUAAUAUGCCAUAUCCAAAUGUUCUUUUAAUAGGCGUGAAGUAGUAUCUAUCCCAAUUUUGACGAGUAACAGCUUCAUCACUAAAAAAAAUUUAAAAAAAUGUAAAUUCAAGAAUUUAUCAAAACCCCAUAAAAUAAUUAAGUAUUUAAUGUGUAUUACUAUUUAGGUACUCCUACAACAGUAAUUUUAACUUUUGUGUGGUCAUCUUGUUGAUUUAUAAUAACAGUAACAGUAGAGUAUAACCAAUCAGGCCACUGUUUGGUUCUCCAAUUUUGAACAAUUUUCUUUCCAGGAUUC